AAUAAAAAAAUAUAUGUUUUUCGGAUUCAUUCGUAUUAAAUAAAUGUUCUGUUCAUGUCAAAGGUCAGUGCAGUGAGUGCCUUUGCCCAAACCUUACGGCGUUACACCUCAUUAAACCAUCUGGCUCAAGCUGCUAGAGCUGUCUUGCAGAAUUCAUCUCAAAUAAGUCAAAUGUUGGCAGAUCUGAAUCGUGUAGAUUUUCAUAAUGUCCAGGAACAAGCUUCAUGGGUCUGUCAGUGUGAAGAUGAAAUGGUGCAGCGUCUAGAACAAGACUUCAAGAUGACCCUCCAGCAGCAGAAUUCGCUUGAACAGUGGGCAUCUUGGUUGGAGGCAGUGGUUAAUCUAGUCCUGCAGCCGUUUGAAGGAAAGCCUGAUUUUCCUAAAGCUGCUCGGCAGUUUCUUCUCAAGUGGUCAUUUUAUAGCUCUAUGGUGAUCAGAGACCUGACACUUCGUAGUGCUGCCAGCUUUGGAUCCUUUCAUUUGAUACGACUUCUCUAUGAUGAAUAUAUGUUCUACCUUAUAGAACACAAGGUUGCUGAGACAAUAGGAGAAACUCCAAUUGCAGUAAUGGGGGAAUUCAUUGGACUCGGAAGAAAGCUUGAUAUGACAUCUAAACUUCCAGCUUUACACAGAAACUCAACUGAUGCUAGGGAGAAUGGGUCAGCAGAGGACAUAACCACCAUGGAAAUAUUACCUCACAGCUCCCCCUUAAGUAGUAGCUGUAGCACUGGAGCUUAUAGCAAUGGUCUGAAGGACUCAACUUCAAGUUUAACCUCCUUUCAACAGGGGCUGACUGGACAGAGCCAUAUCGAUAUCAAUGACAGCUUAUCUGAAGCUUCUGAACUGGAAACCACAUUUACUCAUAGUAAAAAAGCCAAGAACAUUUGAGCUUCUGAUGACUCAGUACUACUUACGAAGAAACUCCGUCAUUAGAUAUUAAACAUAACACCCUAGUGCCACACCAGCAGUUACCUUAUCAGAGAUGUAUUUUUCUGCACAGAAGAAAGAUCAUUUUUGCAUUACGAGUUUUGCAUUUUUGAGCUUUUUUUGUUUUUAGUGAAGUUUGUAAUAAAAGUGCCACAUGUUGUUUUUUUUAUUGUUUUUUUUUUCUUAAAAUACAGAAAUGUUUGUGGCAUUGCAAGGUUUGGUCACUGAAAUUGAAACUUAAUUUUAAGGAAAAAAAAAGGUAAUUUUUUUAACACUUCUACUGGACACGAGUAUCAAGGAUUGCUGUGAACACAUUAGUACUUUAUCAGCAAAGCAAAAACCUUUGUAAACACCAAUCUUGUGUUUGGUGUGGUAACAUAUCAUAACAAAAUGUACUUCUCAUAUACAGGGCAGUCUAGUAUGUUACUAAUCAUUCCAAUACAUCCUGUAUAUGCCAUAUGAUUAAUGCUACAUGAGUAUGAUCAUUCUUAUGUGGUUGAUGCCAAAGAGGUUACAAAAUGAUUGUAUUGAAAGAAGGUUAAUGCAUUCUUUAGCCAUAUUUUUUGAGUCAUAAAUUAUGAAUUUAUAUUUAAACUAUCUUGCCUAUGUUGUAAUAUGCCUGAUCACAUACUUAUUACAGUGAGGUUUGUAAUAGACAAACAAAAAGCUAUUAUUUUGUGAAGCAAGCAACCUUGGUCUAAGUGAACUUUUAUUAGUUCUUAAAAAAAAAGCACUUUAAAAAUCAGAUGGAUUAGAGCAAGUUACACAAAUAUUUUUUUUGAUAUGAGGUAUUUUUCUACCAAUCUGUAAAUUUUCAUUACAGCAUUAUUAUUAACAACUCGGAUAUAUAAAGAGUAAAAUUAACUGGAUUUUACCUUUAACCUUUCUCUAUCUUCUUAAGUUCUUUACCCAUAACUCUAAAGAUUCACAGUUCAGCAUGUUUUGUUUGUUUGUUUAAACUCAAUCUAUGUUAUUACAUGUUCACAGUUCAGCAUGUUUUAUGUGUUUGUUUAAACCCAGGUCUGUGUUGGUACAUGUUUACAGUUCAGUAUGUUUUAUUUGUUGGUUUAAACCCAGGUCUGUGUUGGUACAUGUUUACAGUUCAUCGUGUUUUAUUUGUUGGUUUAAACCCAGGUCUGUGUUAGUACAUGUUUACAUUUCAUCGUGUUUUAUUUGUUGGUUUAAACCCAGGUCUGUGUUAGUACAUGUUUACAGUUCAUUGUGUUUUAUUUGUUGGUUUAAACCCAGAUCUGUGUUAGUACAUGUUUACAGUUCAUCGUGUUUUAUUUGUUGGUUUAAACCCAGGUCUGUGUUAGUACAUGUUUACAUUUCAUCGUGUUUUAUUUGUUGGUUUAAACCCAGGUCUGUGUUGGUACAUGUUUACAGUUCAGUCAUGUUUUAUGUGUUGGUUUAAACCCAGGUCUGUGUUAGUACAUGUUUACAGUUCAUCAUGUGAUAUUUGUUUAAACCCAGGUCUGUGUUAGUACAUGUUUACAUUUCAUCGUGUUUUAUUUGUUGGUUUAAACCCAGGUCUGUGUUGGUACAUGUUUACAGUUCAUCGUGUUUUAUUUGUUGGUUUAAAACCCAGGUCUGUGUUAGUACAUGUUUACAGUUCAGUAUGUUUUAUUUGUUGGUUUAAACCCAGAUCUGUGUUAGUACAUGUUUACAGUUCAUAUGUUUUAUUUGUUGGUUUAAACCCAGGUCUGUGUUGGUACAUGUUUACAGUUCAUCAUGUUUUAUUUGUUGGUUUGAACCCAGAUCUGUGUUGGUACAUGUUUACAGUUCAUCGUGUUUUAUUUGUUGGUUUAAACCCAGGUCUGUGUUAGUACAUGUUUACAGUUCAGUAAAUUUGAUUUCGUUCUUUGUUGCUCUAUUGAAACACAUAUGUAUAAUUAACUGUAUGUUUCAAAGAGUAACUUUUUUUUUUCCAUUCGUAAUAAUCUUAUUUUAAAAUGUGCCAUUUGAGUGAUAAGUUAAGCCUUAAAUUGUCUAAAGUCUUGACGUUAUACAACAUAACAUACCAUUUUUUUUGGAGGCUAAGGUUUUUCUUUUUCCUUAAGAGAAUUAGACCUCCAUAGCCCUUUGACGUGUUAAUGUAAAAAUUUAUCUAACUGACAGUUUUUGAAUAUUUUUUAGUUUCUGAUAAAUAACAUUUAGUUUGAAGGUAUGUAAUACUUGCACUAAUUCAAAUACGUCACAAAACUUGUACUUAUCAACAACAACAAAACUAACAUAAGUAGAGCGGGUUUAAAACCAUAAAGUCAAAGAAAUAAGAGUGCAACUUUCAAGAUAAAAACGUUGUAUAGUUAUCUUAACAUUGGGAAUAGAAUUAUUUUAGUACAGUGUGUUUGUAACAUCAGUCAAAAACCAAGGGGGAUAUCGGGUAAGGGUCAGUUCCAUCUCUUGGAAUCUUUUUAGUUCAGGAAACCAGAGUUGAUACACGAACUGAUAGGAUACCAUUGUCAAUACAAAACGAGUUGAGUAUUUAAUCUGAGUUUUUCGAAUGAUUAGCAUUACUUUUAUGUUCAAGAUGUUAUUUUCCAUUUCCUUAAUAUGUUUGAUGACAAAAUGUUAAUUAUAGGAAUUGUUUUCAGUGCUGUUGUUGUUUUUUCUUUCUCCUCUUUUUUUUUUUUGAAUAACACAAGAAAGUCAAUUGUUUGUGUUGAGUCUGUGGAAAUAUUAUUUGAUGGUAUUGACAUUGUAUGUAUAUAUAUAUAGUGUAAAUAUAGUUGUGCCAGAGAUAUAUAUAUAUGUAUAAAAUAUAUAUUAACAGUGAUUGAAAACAACUAUAUUAAUUUUUAAUACAAUAUUGAGCCUCAGGUUUGCUUAGCUCUAUUAAAGAAAUUUAAUAUUAGUUUAACAUUUGUUUAUUUAGAAAAAAAAACUUAUAGAUUUGUGUUAUUACGUUAAUUUAUUUUGGAUCAAAAAUAUACUACAGUGAAUUUGAGAAAGAUUCUCAAUUGAGGCUUGUUUUUUCUUUUUUUGUUUAACCCUCCAACUGUUGCCAAGACUUAGUUUCAAUUGUUUUUGUUGUUCUAGCGGGGCCGAGGUUUUUGCCACGUGUUUUGGAAUGCUAGUUUUUUUUGUGACCGGAAUAUUGGAAACAUAUCAAAUUUUUACCACCACAGCAUUGUCGUUUCAAGUAUUCUCGUUAUAUCUUUAAGUUGUGAUGUUUACUCAGAUUCAGACCUAACUCACAUCUUUAUGAGAAUGAACAGUAAUUGUUUUUUUUUUGUUAACUAUUUCCAGAAUCAACUUCUGAAGUUCAAGCACCACAGAAAUUGCAAAAGGUUUUAACUACACUGUUGUAAUGGUGUUACAAGAUAGCUUAUACUGUUGAUAAAUAACACACUAGUAGUCUACAGUACAACGUUGAAACUGGUGAAUUGAAUUUUUUAUCUGUCAUUGAAAUAAAUGUGUUGUUUACCAUG
Molecule: messenger RNA, 4358 nt
Organism: Limulus polyphemus (Atlantic horseshoe crab)
Lineage: Eukaryota; Metazoa; Arthropoda; Merostomata; Xiphosura; Limulidae
Product: DNA-binding protein RFX2-like
Exons: 4
Coding region: 55-888 (277 amino acids)
Biological process (GO): regulation of transcription by RNA polymerase II
Molecular function (GO): RNA polymerase II cis-regulatory region sequence-specific DNA binding; DNA-binding transcription factor activity, RNA polymerase II-specific
Source: RefSeq, a predicted model, not a curated record